This is a messenger RNA of Sebastes umbrosus (honeycomb rockfish), 1271 nucleotides long. It is a transcript of the gene rac2, whose product is annotated as Rac family small GTPase 2. Gene Ontology annotation, biological process: small GTPase-mediated signal transduction. The coding region runs from base 72 to 650 and encodes 192 amino acids. The record is from RefSeq and is a predicted model, not a curated record. The transcript has 7 exons. Gene Ontology annotation, molecular function: GTPase activity; GTP binding. Lineage: Eukaryota; Metazoa; Chordata; Actinopteri; Perciformes; Sebastidae.
UAGUUGCAUGCUGAUCUGCGUCUCUGAGUCUGUUUCUGUCACACUGAAGAGACGGAGCUGAGCGGAACAGGAUGCAGGCUAUCAAAUGUGUGGUCGUGGGAGAUGGAGCGGUGGGAAAAACAUGUCUUCUCAUCAGCUACACCACCAAUGCCUUCCCCGGGGAGUACAUUCCUACUGUGUUUGACAACUACUCAGCUAAUGUGAUGGUAGACAGCAAGCCGGUCAACCUGGGCCUCUGGGAUACAGCUGGACAGGAAGACUACGACAGGCUCCGCCCACUGUCCUACCCACAGACGGAUGUUUUCCUGAUCUGUUUCUCCCUGGUGAGUCCGGCGUCCUACGAGAACGUCAGAGCUAAGUGGUACCCGGAGGUUCGCCACCACUGCCCCUCCACACCCAUCAUCCUGGUGGGCACCAAGCUGGAUCUGAGGGACGAGAAGGACACCAUCGAGAAGCUGAAGGAAAAGAAGCUGGCACCCAUCACCUACCCUCAGGGCCUGGCUCUGGCCAAGGACAUAGAUUCAGUGAAGUACCUGGAGUGCUCGGCUUUGACCCAGCGCGGCCUGAAGACUGUGUUUGACGAGGCCAUCCGGGCCGUGCUCUGUCCCCAGCCCACCAAGGUCAAGAAGAAGGUCUGCUCACUGCUGUGAACGGACCAGAAAGAAGCGAACAAGAGAUUCAGACUGAUGACCCGAGGUUAAAGAAGAAGAUUCAAAAGUUCUGUUAUGUUUUUAAUAGAAAACUACAACUGGAUUUCCACUAUAAAACCACUAUAAAAAAAAUAAUUAAAACAGUAGCAAACCUUUCUGUACAGCACACUCUGAGACUGAAUUUUAAAGUGCAUUAUAGACAGAAUUUCUCUGUGAAAUAUACCAAUUUAUCAGAAUAAAUCACUAAAUGUGGAUGCGACAGACUGCCCCAUCACACACUAUAGAUUUAAAUGCCAGACCAGGAGCAGAAUUAUCCAAUGCAUCAACAUCCCUGCACACCAGACUACAUCUCACUGCCCUUUUGGGGGUCAACAAUAUAUACAGGUGUCUUGUGCAGCUUCAAAUAAUGAUAAAUUUGGUACUGAGUGCAAAGGUGGUGUUGCAAUAAAAUUGAUUCCGACUAUUGUUUUGAGAGUGGCGAACAACGAUAAAACACAAAGAUUGGAACUGUAGUUUUUGUAUGAGCAGGGCGCCUGAACAAUAUUGUAUUUGAAUAAAAGUUAUGAACAAACGUAUUAUUUGUUGUGAUAUUGAAAUAAAAGACAUUUUAUCAAGAAAAAA